Messenger RNA from Seriola dumerili (greater amberjack), 2033 nucleotides. RefSeq names its product tachykinin precursor 1 (gene tac1). NCBI's taxonomy places the organism in Eukaryota, Metazoa, Chordata, Actinopteri, Carangiformes, Carangidae. The record is from RefSeq and is a predicted model, not a curated record. Bases 1 to 348 code for a protein of 115 amino acids. Gene Ontology annotation, biological process: tachykinin receptor signaling pathway. The transcript has 5 exons.
AUGAAGUUGCUGCUUUUACCGGUUUUAAUGGCUUUUUUCGCCGUCGUCCAAGUUUUUUGCGAAGAAAACGAGCCAAGAGAAGAAGCGGACUACUGGACCAGCAGCAACCAAAUACAGGACGGCUGGCCCUCUAACAACCCGUUCAGAGAAAUCCUCCUGAGAAUGACGAGAAAGCCGCGGCCGCAUCAGUUCAUCGGUCUGAUGGGGAAGCGCUCCAUGGCAAAUUCACAGAUCACCCGCAAAAGGCAUAAAGUCAACUCUUUCGUCGGACUGAUGGGGAAAAGAAGCCAAGAGGAGCCAGAGUCCUACGAGUGGAGCACAAUACAGACGUACGACAAGCGCCGCUAAAGGGUCGUCUGUUCACCCGCCUGCUUUUCAUCCAGCCAUUUGUCAUCCAUGGGAGGGGCACCUGACGGUUUCUCCACUGUGUAUAGCUGUUAGUCGAAUAAAAUGAUUCUGUUUCCACAUUGUAGUGAUGUAGCAGUGCUGUACCUGUGCCAGUUUCAUUUGUCCCAGCAGAAGGUAGAUUGGGCUAAGAGGAGUGGGGAUUCAUUAUCGGUGUUAGUGUUUUCUGUGAGCGUUCUCCACCAUCUGCCAUACCACAAAGACUCAAUGUUGUUGUGGACCAUCAAAGCAAGGCUGUACCCCAGGGUAUGCUGAAAAUUGCACUGCCAAAGUCACUGUAUAGUGCCUCAUAACUGUUUAAUUGCAAUUGAUUGUUCUAUGAAUACAACACACCGGGACCUGGUUCUCAUUUUGGCUUCAACCGACUUCAGAAGAGCCGUCAUGCACUGCAGCCGGACACGUGGUUCGACAUGGCAGGAUUCCUGUGUGUUACAGUGGUUUGACAAAUAUUAAAAUUAUUUUCUUUACUGGUUCAACAUCAGCUUGCAAGUCAUGAAUUCCUUGUGAUACAUUUAGCGUAUGUGACAAACCCUGCUGGUGUUCAGCAUUAGGAUAAGGGUGCUCUCUGGUGGUGGACAGAGGUGCUGCACACAAACUCAACACACUUCAGAGCCAGAGGGGAAUUUAUUUUAGGAGCAGUUAGAAUGACACAGAAACAAUGACUAGAAAAUAAGAUGCUGGUAAUGAUUAUACCUGGUUUAGAACAAUGUUCAACUUGUUGAGUGUCAUUGUCAGACUGGAGUUAAUGGAGUUAUUAUACUGUCAGAUCACUUCACUUCUCAACCAUCAAACAAGUGAGGGAUGAUAAAAUCUUCUACUGUGGUACAUACAUUUUAAUUCCUCAUCAUAUAAUAAAUCCACUAGAAUUUAAUUAAUUAGCAAAUCAAAUGACAAGGGAUGACACAUUUCUAUCACUAACAUAAUGUAACACACACUAGUCUGAAGUUUGCAUAGCCAACCCAAACCUAACACUUGUCAGCAGAGGUAACAUUAACCAGUGUGAGGAGUCAUGCCAGUUUCAGACACCUCCACACAUGAAAAACUGUCGACAUGUCCUUCACACAUAUUGCAUAAUAAACAGGACAAGUCAACAAGCUGAGCCGCAGCCUUUUGGUGUUAGCAGCUCUACAUAAUUCAUCUGAGGUUAAACCCAAAACUAAUAUGUAAAUAUUAGAAACAAUGAGGUCCUUUAACUAAAUAAGCUUCUAAUGAUCAGGUUGAGGUCAUGCAACAGUCUGAAAUUAUUAAAAUAUAUUCAAUAACCCUCCAUCAGGUAACUGAUGUGGCGUUCAUGAACCCUGUUCAUGUUUGGAUUUAAGAAGACGACAGUGUAUACAUUGUGAGAGGAGACUGAAGCUAAUUCAACUCCACAACAUCCAUGCAGCUGCACACAUCUGGUUAUAUAGUGCCCUAAAGAUGAUGAGUGCUCACUGUGAUGGAUCACCUAUUUAGCCCCAUGAAGUCUCUCAAGGUAGUAAUGAAACCAACUGAAACCAGUGACUGGAGUAUUUUGACAGUCUACCUGUAAAAGAAUGACUGUUUUGCUUUUAACUUGAUUCUACCACAAACCAGUAGAGCGUGAAAUGUUUGUGUUGUUUCUUCACCAUGUUUUGCAAGAGGUACAAAAC